Molecule: messenger RNA, 1123 nt
Organism: Ectocarpus siliculosus
Lineage: Eukaryota; Phaeophyceae; Ectocarpales; Ectocarpaceae
Source: the annotation of a GenBank genome assembly
AUAUAGCAGUCCCAAGAUACCAACAUGCAGGUUCGGAAAGGAUGGAUGCUGGCACUGGCAUUCUUGUGUAGCUGUCUCCUCAACCCAGGGGUGGCGUCAUCAUCAAGCUCGAGUGCCACCCCCUCCCCCGCGUCGACACCGAGCCCAGCGUUGACACCCAGCCCCGGGGCGACACCAAGCCCCAGCGGCACGCCGGCACCACCCAGCGCCACGCCAUCCCCCGGAGGGUCGUCUAGCAGCAGCAGCAGCAGCAGCAGCAGCAGCAGCAGCAGCAGCAGCAGCAGCAGUGGCACAAGCAGGGGUACCGUGGUGGCGUGGGCGUUCUUCACCGUGUUGCUCGGCGUGGCGCUCUUGAUGUUCCUGUACAAUCGCGAGCAAAACAAGAGAUUGCGGGCACAGCGCGGGGAUUUCCUUCGACAGAGUCUGGCGUCGAAUGACACCAUGAAUCCACCGUAUCACCAACCAGAGCCACUGCCGGGGCACAAGCCGGAUCCCACCAUGUCUUCGUUUUAAAAUCGUACAUAUGCAUACUAGUGUAGUUCGGACGUUUCCCUGGUGCCAACAUGGCUGAUUUGCGGACUGUGUCUGGGUGGCUUGGUGAAGUGCUGUAUUUCGUUGAUCGUUCGGUUUGUCGAGUUCAACCCGUUAGGCAAAUGAAGACACCCAACAGAAUACCCAUUGGUCGAACUUCAGUAAUGCUAUCGUGCUUGCGUGGUUGCUCUCUUUGCUACUUUUUAUUCCCUGCGGUGUGUUGCCGCCUCUUCGUUUACUACAUUGUUGUCGUGGUGCCAUCCAGUAUUUUUUAUACUUCUUUACCAUGUUGAUGCUUUGCUGGCAGCCUGUGGCAUCGUGGUCGCGGUGAACCAAGCAGAUUUCAUCCCAUGUUGGGGGUUGUUGGCCAUGCUCACCUUCGUCAGUUUCAUGGAAGUUGUUUUGUUGUAUUUGUGUGGUAUGCUUCUCGAAGCAUCGGCUUCCUUUUUCAAGUGAAGAGGUUUGCCCUCUUCUGUCUCCAAGUGUCCCGGGUGAGAGACAGCGUCGAAGAGCCGGGGUGUCAAGCACGCACGGCUCCACUUCUUGAGAGGCACGGUUCGUCGGAAAUAAUAAUACGUACUGGUGUAGCGCG